UAAUCAGUAAAUAUUAAAAUCAAAUUAAUAUAGCAAAAAAAAAAUUGUCGAAAUAUCAAGAAGUAGGGUUUGGGAUUCUUCCUCGUCUUUGCUUGUGCUGGCUUCCUCUUCCACCUCUUUCUCUCUCUGCCAUUCACAGAAUUCUUAUAACUUUAUUUUUUUUUCUCUAUAUAUAUUUUCUGAACUCUUUCUUUGUCUGCCACUGUAUGUAAUCAUAUCACCCUCUGUACUGUAAUAUUUUUUUCCUCUCUAUCUAUAUAUAUAUAUAUAUAUGUGCACAUAAAUAGAUAAAAGGAUAGGGUUAUUGGGUAGUCAAGAGGUAACCCAGCUGAGCCUUCAAGAGAAAACACUCCAGAGAGAGAGAGAGAGAGAGCAAAUAAACCAUAUCUGAUUAUCUGUUCUUUCCAUGUUGGAUUGCUUGGAUGAGUGAGAUGAUAGUUUGUUUUUGUAUUAUGUCCUUGAAUAUUUGAGAUGAGUUUUAAAGGAAAGAAAGAGAAAGAGAAAAGAGAAUAGAGAAGAGAUAUAUAGAUGUAUAAACGGUGAUCUAGUUGUACAUAGUUGUGUUGCAGAGAUGUUCAGACAAGCAAUAUCCAUGGCCUAGAUAGCGACUUUGGAGAAUAACCCAUCAUCAUCAUCUCUUCACGAGAUUUCUUUUCUUUCAAUUAUAUAUUUGCUUUUACCACCCAAUAGACGAAACCUUUCUGUGGCUCUAUAUAUCUAUAUAUGUAAAACAUAUGAUGUGUCUUUAGCUCUCUGCCAUCUGAUCAUCAUGAUGAUCUUUCAUAUAUAAAUAAUCCUUGUUUGGUUUGUUGAGUAGUCCAAAUUAAGCUCCGAUUGUUUGUGUCUUCCGCUGGUUUUUUUUUUUUUCUUUCUGAGUGGUGUGAAAAGUGGGGCAAUAGUACUUGAAGAAAAAAGGGCUUAAAGCUGCGAGAGAGAAAACAAGAUAUAUAUACAUAUCUUAUACAACAAACAAAGAGAUAUCAGAGUACUUUGCUAGCUUUACUCUCAGGUCCAUUUUUUUUCUUUUCUAAUUUUAUAAUAUAGUGAUUUGUUUUUCUCUGUUGGAGUUUUCUUCCAAGGGCAAUGUUUUCAGUAGCCAUGUCUAAUUCUACUUCUAAUUUGUCUGAGGAAGCUAGUGUUUCUUCUGGUACUAGAGUCCAUGAUUUUGGGGGAAUAUUCAUUAAUAAUAAUAAUAAUCCACUAGUUACACACUUUUCUGAUCAUAAUAAUAAUAGUAGUACUAAUAAUAAUAAUAUUAUUAUUAUUAAUGAUCCACACGAUCAGCAACUACAGAAAGUCAAGAAGAAAAGAAGCCUCCCUGGACACCCAGACCCAGAUGCUGAAGUGAUUGCAUUAUCUCCAAGGACUCUUCUAGCCACAAAUAGAUUUGUGUGUGAGAUAUGCAACAAAGGGUUUCAGAGAGACCAAAACCUUCAGCUCCACAGAAGAGGCCAUAACCUUCCAUGGAAGCUUAAACAAAGGAGCAGCAAAGAGAUAAAGAAGAGAGCAUAUGUUUGCCCUGAGCCCACGUGUGUUCAUCACCACCCUUCAAGGGCUCUUGGAGAUCUAACGGGCAUAAAGAAACACUAUUGUAGAAAACAUGGAGAGAAGAAGUGGAAGUGUGAAAAAUGCUCAAAGAUCUAUGCUGUUCAAUCUGAUUGGAAGGCUCACUCUAAAACCUGUGGUACCAGAGAGUAUAGAUGUGACUGUGGAACCCUUUUCUCCAGGAAGGAUAGCUUCAUAACCCACAGAGCCUUCUGUGAUGCUUUAGCCGAAGAAAGCGCAAGACUCUCAGCCGCAGCGGUGGCGGCAGCGGCGGCGGCGGCGGCAGCAAACCCAAUCCAACCACUCUUCCCUCUCUCUACAAUAACUCACAACUACACAAACCAACCUCCUCAGCCCAUUCACAUUUGGGACACACCUCAGCAAAACCCUAACCCUAGCUCCACUCAACCACGUCCACUGCUCCACAUGAUCAAGCCUGAAACUCACCACUUCCCCACACCGCCGCCGCAUUCGCAGCCGCCGUUGAUGAUUUUCCAAGACUCUACAGCGCAGCAGCCGGAGCCCCAAAAGGGCUUGAUUGGCUCACCCUUCCAGGCCUUCCACGUCAGCUCACAGAUGGCCUCCUCCAACGCGGCCACGUCAGCACACCUAUCGGCCACUGCGCUGCUCCAGAAGGCUGCCACAGUCGGGGCCGUGGCGUCUGGGGCGCACUGCCAGGGCCAAGGUCACGAUCAGUCAGUGGGUCACGUGACUGAGUUCGGGAGGGUGAUGAGUCGCCAUCCCGUGAUGAACGAGUUCAUCCUCGGACGUGGGUUGACGUCCGAUGACCUUGCCACGUGGCGUAAAAGCGACCGGUUGACCAGGGACUUUCUUGGUUUGACUGCUGACGUCAAUAAUAAUAAUAAUAGUAAUAACAAUAUUAUUGUUGGUGGUGGUGGUGGUGGUGGUGGCGAGAGUUUGGGGAACGGCUCUGCUAACGUUAAGGACAUGCUAACGUACACCGGGGGCGUAGAGUUCCCGCCUUUCGAUCAACGAGUUCACAGCUCACUGAUGAAGCCCCAAGUUUUCGGGUUCGUGGAGGCUGCCACGCAAACCUGGGCUGAUUGUUGAGUUCGAGGGGUAAAAGAGUAAAUUACUACAUGUCUUUGCUUAAACGACAACAACAUUUGAUUCCUCUAUAUGAAAGUUCUUAACGUUAAUUAUUAUUGUUUGUUUUGCUAGAUGACGUUAUUUGCGACAUUUUUUUUAAUCAAUUGUUAUUGUUAGUCGACCUA
Molecule: messenger RNA, 2780 nt
Organism: Humulus lupulus (European hop)
Lineage: Eukaryota; Viridiplantae; Streptophyta; Magnoliopsida; Rosales; Cannabaceae
Product: protein indeterminate-domain 12
Exons: 3
Coding region: 1084-2616 (510 amino acids)
Cellular component (GO): nucleus
Molecular function (GO): DNA-binding transcription factor activity
Source: RefSeq, a predicted model, not a curated record